This is a messenger RNA of Eruca vesicaria subsp. sativa (arugula), 1971 nucleotides long. Lineage: Eukaryota; Viridiplantae; Streptophyta; Magnoliopsida; Brassicales; Brassicaceae. The record is from the annotation of a GenBank genome assembly.
AUGUCGGGUAGAUCUCACCCUAAGGACGGUGAAGGAGACCUUUCGCCGGCGGAUAUGUCUUCCCCACGGCAGACAAACACACCGUUUGUCCAUAAGGUCGAAGUUCCUCCGAAGCAAAACCUGUUCAAUGAGUUCAUGUACACUUUCAAAGAAACCUUCUUCCACGAUGAUCCUCUUAGGGAUUUCAAGGACCAGUCACUGUCCAAGAAGCUCAUGCUCGGGAUCCAGUCGGUCUUCCCGGUUUUCGAAUGGGGACGAAAGUACAAUCUCAAGAUGUUUCGUGGAGAUCUUAUUGCCGGUUUAACCAUAGCCAGUCUGUGCAUUCCUCAGGAUAUUGGAUAUGCAAAGCUCGCAGGUCUCGACCCUAAGUAUGGUCUAUAUUCAAGCUUUGUUCCUCCGUUGGUGUACGCGUUUAUGGGUAGCUCAAGGGAUAUAGCGAUCGGACCCGUCGCAGUGGUUUCACUUCUUUUAGGCACUCUGCUUCGAGCUGAGAUCGACCCGACCACAAACCCUAACGAAUAUCUCCGCUUAGCCUUCACUGCCACGUUCUUCGCUGGUGUCACUCAAAUGACACUCGGUUUCUUUAGAUUAGGUUUCUUGAUUGAUUUCUUAUCCCACGCCGCGGUGGUAGGGUUCAUGGGCGGAGCAGCCAUAACCAUAGCUCUUCAACAACUCAAAGGGUUCCUCGGAAUCAAGAAAUUCACCAACAAAACCAGUAUCAUCGCGGUUCUUCAAUCCGUCUUCAGCUCAGCCCAUCACGGAUGGAAUUGGCAGACAAUACUCAUUAGUUCAUCGUUCUUGAUCUUCCUCCUCGUCUGUAAGUUCAUUGGCAAGAAGAACAAGAAACUGUUUUGGAUUCCGGCCGUCGCACCGUUGCUAUCGGUUAUUAUUUCAACCUUCUUUGUCUAUAUUACCCGAGCCGACAAGAAAGGUGUUAAAAUAGUAAACCAUCUCGAUAAAGGUAUAAACCCUUCUUCACUGCGUCUAAUAUACUUCUCCGGCGAUUUCCUACUUAAAGGCAUCCGCAUUGGCGUUCUCUCAGGCAUGAUCGCCUUAACGGAAGCUGUAGCGAUCGGAAGAUCAUUUGCAGCAAAGAAGGACUACCAAAUCGACGGAAACAAAGAGAUGGUAGCAUUAGGAGCAAUGAACGUGAUCGGUUCGAUGACUUCUUGCUAUGUAGCCACGGGUUCGUUCUCAAGAUCAGCUGUGAACUUCGUGGCGGGAUGUCAAACAGCAGUUUCCAACAUCAUAAUGUCAAUGAUCGUCCUCUUAACGCUUCUCUUCCUCACUCCUCUUUUCAAAUACACACCCAACGCCAUUCUUGCUGCCAUCAUCAUCAACGCCGUGAUCCCUUUGGUCGACGUAAACGCAGCCGUUUUGAUUUUCAAGAUUGAUAAGCUUGACUUCGUUGCUUGCAUGGGAGCUUUCUUUGGUGUCAUCUUUGCAUCUGUUGAGAUCGGUCUUCUCAUUGCCGUGGGCAUAUCUUUUGCUAAGAUACUCUUGCAAGUUACAAGACCUAGGACAGCGAUUCUUGGAAAGAUUCCGAGGACAUCGGUUUACCGGAAUAUCCAUCAGUAUCCUGAAGCGACUAGGGUUCCAGGAGUUAUGAUAAUUCGUGUUGACUCAGCCAUAUACUUCUCAAAUUCUAAUUACGUUAGAGAAAGGAUUCAAAGGUGGAUAACAGAUGAAGAAGAGAAAGUGAAAGCGGUUAGCUUACCUAAUAUCCAGUUUCUGAUCAUCGAGAUGUCACCUGUUACAGACAUCGAUACUAGCGGUAUUCACGCCUUAGAAGACUUAUACAAGUCUCUCCAGAAGAGAGACAUUCAGUUGGUUCUAGCGAAUCCAGGACCGUUGGUAAUAGUUAAGCUACACGUCUCUAACUUCGCAGACAUGUUAGGAUACGACAAAAUAUUUCUGACGGUGGCUGAAGCCGUUAAUUCUUGCUCUCCAAAACUCUCUGACGAGGUCUGA